This is a messenger RNA of Penicillium verhagenii, 1221 nucleotides long. Its product is annotated as small ubiquitin-related modifier domain-containing protein. NCBI's taxonomy places the organism in Eukaryota, Fungi, Ascomycota, Eurotiomycetes, Eurotiales, Aspergillaceae. Bases 1 to 1221 code for a protein of 406 amino acids. The record is from RefSeq and is a predicted model, not a curated record. Gene Ontology annotation, molecular function: protein binding. The transcript has a single exon.
AUGCGUUCUUUCUUCAAUAAGCCAACGUGGGCAGCUAAAGAAGGGAAUAGUCCGAAUGAGUUCUACCGACGGUCUCAACAAACCUACUCCGAUAUUGUUGCGGCCAAUCGAGAGGCGCAUAAAAAACCCAAGAACCCCCCUGAAGCAAAUGAAAGCAGCAGCAGCAGCAUCUCCAAUGAAGUGAGCAAUGGAUCUGAGUGCCUAGAUGUUUUUGAUGGACAGAACACGGCCCCAUUGACUGCUCCUAUUGUGUCACCCGACGAACAGGGCAAUUUGAAGGAAAAUCGUCCAAUCACAACUCGCCUUGAACAAAGUCCCAAUGCACCAGUGACACCGGAACUCACCAAAGGAUAUGAAUACCCUGGAAUAAUCCCUCCUGGCGGAUCGGGCUCCAGCUCAACGGACAUGCCGUCAGUGGACCACGCGGAUCAUUUCGCAACGGCCAACUCGCCAGCAAACCCCUCAGCUCACCCUCCAGCUUACCCCCCAAUCCGCCCAGAGGCCCAAGGACAAAGUGACGACAAAAAUCGCCCAGCUCUAUAUUCACCCUCCCAGCCCUUCCAGCCAGCCGACCACCUUGUGGAAGACCCAGUUGUCCAGGUUCUCAUCACUUCUGAAAUACCAACCACUAAACCACUGGUUGUCCACCGAAAAAUGUCCCAGAGCCUCGGAGAGGUGCGCUCGGAGUGGUGCAAACGCCAGGGAUUCACAACGGGGACCCAGUCGUCUGUUUAUCUAACGUGGAAAGGUCGACGGCUAUUCGAUGUGACAACAUGCAGAAGCUUGGGGAUCAAACCGAAAAAAGACACAUGGGCGCUUUUGCAUACGGACGAUGAUUUUGAUAGAGGCGGGAAAGAAUUGCAAAUCCAUAUAGUGGCUGUUACAGACAAUCCUCUCUUGUUAAACCAGCCUGGCUACUCUACAGAAGUGGAACCAUUACCUACAACCCCGCCGAUCCCCAGCAACCAACAGAAUGAAGAGAAUGAACCGAUGAAGUUGACACUCCGAAGCCCUGGACUAGGUGACUUGAGGAUCAAAGCAAGGCCCAAGACCCUGGUGUCCAAGCUUAUAUCCACAUUUCGAGACAAACAGAAUCUUUCGGCAGAUCAAGAAGUCUCUCUUAUAUUUGACGGAGAUCGCCUAGACCCCAGUACCUGUCUUGGUGAUCAUGAUAUUGCUGACCUUGACUUGGUGGACGUGCAGGUCAAGUCGUGUAUCUGA